Molecule: messenger RNA, 857 nt
Organism: Malania oleifera
Lineage: Eukaryota; Viridiplantae; Streptophyta; Magnoliopsida; Santalales; Ximeniaceae
Exons: 1
Coding region: 143-604 (153 amino acids)
Biological process (GO): protein ubiquitination
Cellular component (GO): cytoplasm
Molecular function (GO): ubiquitin protein ligase activity
Source: RefSeq, a predicted model, not a curated record
UUCUUCAACCAUACAUAUCCUCUUCAAAAAACAGUUACCCCAAAAAUAUUCACCAUAGUCACACACUGCAUCCUCCUCCUCCUUUUUCUUCUUCUUCUUCUUCUUCUUCUUCUUCUUCUUCUUCCUACAGCUGCAUUUAUAUAUGGAUGAAGUGGAGAUUGCUAGAUCGACGGCUGAGGUUCUGAACAGGCUGAGCCAGUGUGGGGAGGCGGCGGCGGCGAGGUGUGGCGUCGGGAGGGAUCCGGAGGCGGAUGAGCUGGGGAGGUUGAGGGGGAAGGCGUGGGAGCUGGCGGUGUGGCGAGCGAGAGCGGCGGGCCGGGAACUUGCGGGGGUGCUGGCGGAGGUGGAGCUGGAGAUAGGGCUUCAGCUGGCCAGACUACUGGCGGCCACCGUGGACCCGGUGGUGGCGGGGCUGAAGGAGGUAGCAGCAGCCAGCGGAGAAGAGGUGUGCGGGGUGUGCCAGGAAGAGAUGGGAAUGGAAAUGGAAGCGUUAAGAGGGAUGGGGUGCACUCACAAGUUCCACGCUGCUUGUAUUCUUCAAUGGCUCAAGCGAAACAACAGCUGCCCCAUCUGCAGGUACAGGAUGAAUAUACGUGCACGUUGAUUGAUUGAUUGAUUAUUAAAUGAAUCUCUGAAUUGAUUAGCCAUGCAGGAUUGAUUUGUUUAUUCAUCAUAGACACAUAUGUUCAUAUAGGUUUUCGAGAUUUUGGAACAUCGAUUAGUGUAUAUGAAUUAUGAAAGGGCAAUAUUCAUGUACCUAGCUAGUUAAUUAGGAAUUUAAUUGAAUAAUGCGACUGAAUAUUUUGAUUUGAAUCCAUGGAUUCUUUAAUCUUAUUUCAGUUAGCAAAAAUUAAUAA